AUGAUAAAUUAACAGCCAAAUUAGGAAAUAGAGGAUUUGGAUUCUGAUGAUGUUGAUAUCAUAUUCAGAAGAAUCAAAAUAAUAUUCUUUUUUAGUCUAUUACAGUUAAUAGUUUCAGGAGGAUUAAUGUACUUGCAUCUGGGGUUUAUUAAUUAUAUGAUAGUGGAUGGAAUCGGAAUAGUGUAUUCACUUUUAUUGUAAGCCAUUCUAAGUAAACUAGAGAAUGUUUUGGUCCUAUGAUUAAAAUCGAAAAACAAUUUAAGCAUAGUAACAACACACUGAGACUACAAACAAUUUCUUAACCAGAUUUUAAUUGGUCUUCAGUGUUACCUUAACAACUGUAUUUAUUUAUGAAUUUAUGGGAUUCCUAUUGAUAACAAUCUAAGAACAAGCGAUGCAGGACUUAAUCAUCUUUUUAAUAAUCAUCGGAUUUUCAAUUUAAAUUUUAAUAUAAAUAGUAAUUCUAAUAACGAAUAGUUACUUUUGUAAAUCACCAAAUGUAUUAAGAUUAUCAAUUUAUUUCCAAAGGUAUUCAACAUUAAUAUAAUUUAAGUCUUACACUUUCCCUUGUGAUUUUUUUGAGUUGGAUUAAAAUAUAUUAGGUUUAAGAAUUACCCUCACAAUUAUAAACAGCUGAUUAUUGGAUUGAAUGGAACACAUUACUUUAAAUCCCUACUCUUAUAUUUUUGGCUACUUCAAUGUUAUUCAAUUAUAUGGGCAAUAAAAAGGCAUAUAAUAUUUUUGGAACUGUGUUCUUGCUUUUAUCCAUCUUGCAUACUGUUUUUGGUUGCUUAGUAAUUAGAAAUGGAUAAUUUUGGGUUCCAGCUAAUGAUUAAUUGGCUUUGAGAGCCUUACACAAUGACAUUAUUGAAGAUUUGGAUUGUGUCAAAUAUAUCAACAAUGAACAAUGUCCUUUAGUAUAUUAGGUGGAGGCCUGGGAGUAUAACAAUGAACUGAAAUGUUUAUCAUCACUAUGUGAAGAUAAAGCAAUAAAUUUUGUCAAGAAUCUAAAUUUACUAUUAGGUUUAGUAUUUCUUUUUGAAGCUUCUUUGCUUUUUAUGAAUACGUAUGCUAUGUAUACAGUUUCGGUCAAAUAUCAAAUCAGUAAGUUGCUUAAUCCACUCACAUAGAAGAUAGUUAUAAGCUUAUUUUUCUUAACAACAAUAGUUGGGAUUGUAUGGUUAGAAUCAAUCCCUUUGCCAAAGAUUCAGACUUAGCCAUCUAUGUACCAUUCAAUUGAAUCGGAUAUGCUACCAGAAUUUAAUUAAGUGAACUUUAACCAAAUUGCAAACAGCUUUAAUUUAUAAGAUUGUUAAACAAUAAAUUAAUUAUAAUCAAUUAAUGAAUUUCAAGCUUUUAAUUGCGAUACAAGUUGUGAAUAAUAUGAAUUUAUUGUUGCAUUAACAAGCGAAAAUAGUUUAUUCAAAUAAUUAGAACCAAACUCAGUAAAAACAUUUAAUCAGGAGUUUACAAAUCAAUAUUUCAACAGAAAGGAUAUUCAUCAAUAACUUGUUAUCAAAGGGAAUAAGAAUUCAGUUAUUUAAGGGCUUAAUAAUAUUUAGGUGUGUUCUGAUAAUUCGUAAAUUUAAAUGGAAGUUUAAGUGGAAUAAGUAAAAUAAUAAAAAAAUAGAUUACUUUAAAGUAAUUUAUAGUACUAACUUAAAUUAUUAAAUGUAGAAUUGAAAUUUAUGGACAUUUUAAGCAAUAGAUUAAUAAAAAAAGGAACUUAUAGAGUGUAUAAAGAAUUCAUACAAUGUGCUCACAUAAAAGAUCAACCUUAUUUUCAAUAAUCAAUAGAUGAUGAGAACAUAAUAUACAAUAUUAAAAAAGGAUCAUAUAUAACAAUAGAGUUUUAAAAUGAAAAAUAUUUUGAUUAUUGUGGAAAUUUCUUAAUUUCAGAAGAAAAACUGACCAUUAGUCCGUAUAAAUUGAAUAACAAUAAAUUUACGGUAAUAAUCAAGUGGGAAAAUGAAUAAGAAACACCAGUUUACUUAAUUGCAAACCAAAAAAUAGGAAAAAAUUUGAGUUGCCAAGUUGGAGGCUAUUUCACUGGUUGUGGACACAUAAAAAGCAAAUAAAACAAGAAUUGUAAUAAUUAUUUAAUACUUUUAGAUUCUUUACUUUAAUUCUAAGAAUACAUCAAUAAUGCUAUAAUAUUCUUGCAAGAUUAUGAAGUAAAUAAUUAUAAUUCUUUGUCUUUGUCUAUUAAUAUAUAUUUUAAUGGAGUCUCUAAUACAAGAUAUGUAAAUUAUUAGAGAUCAAAAAUAUUAAAGAUAUUAUGCAUAGAUAAUCAUGGCAAUUUUAAAAUAGUUUAAGAAAUUGACAACAAUAAUUUAUAUCCAAAAACUUGUUGA
Molecule: messenger RNA, 2354 nt
Organism: Paramecium octaurelia
Lineage: Eukaryota; Ciliophora; Oligohymenophorea; Peniculida; Parameciidae
Source: the annotation of a GenBank genome assembly